CCGCCGGUCUGGUCCGAUCCCUGCUCCGCCCGCCCCGCAGUGAGCCGGCCCUUGCGAGGCGAGGCGAGGCGAGGCCUUCCCAGUAGCCCCGCCCUUCACAGUCCGCUCCCGGAAGUCCCGACCUCUGCGCUCUCCUUUUCCGGAAGUCCUAUCCGCUGAGCACUACUCUUCCGGAAGUCCCGCCCUCUUAAUUCCUCCCCCCGGAAGUCUCGUCCUCCGAGCACGGCCCUCCCGGAAGUUCCUCUCCGGAUGUCCCGCCCACAGCAGCAUGGCGGCCGUGGAGACUCGGGUGUGUGAGACUGCGGGCUGCAGCCGCGAGGCCAAGCUGCAGUGCCCGACGUGCAUCAAGCUGGGCAUCCAGGGCUCCUACUUCUGCUCGCAGGAAUGUUUCAAAGGAAGUUGGGCUACUCACAAGUUGCUGCAUAAGAAAGCAAAUGACAAGGCCAAGCAGGAUGUGCCCUCCUGGACCGUGGAAGGUGACGUGAACACCGACCCCUGGGCCGGGUACCGCUACACAGGCAAGCUCCGGCCCCACUAUCCACUGAUGCCCACGAGGCCUGUACCCAGCUACAUUCAGAGGCCUGACUACGCAGACCAUCCUCUAGGCAUGUCUGAAUCUGAGCAGGCGCUCAAAGGGACUUCCCAGAUCAAGCUGCUCUCCUCUGACGACAUAGAAGGGAUGAGGCUCGUGUGUCGGCUGGCCAGAGAAGUCCUGGACAUCGCCGCUGGGAUGGUCAAGCCCGGAGUGACCACUGAGGAGAUCGACCACACAGUGCACUUGGCAUGCAUUGCAAGAAACUGCUACCCUUCUCCCCUGAAUUAUUAUAAUUUCCCAAAGUCGUGCUGCACUUCCGUGAAUGAGGUCAUCUGCCACGGGAUUCCAGACCGGAGGCCCCUGCAGGAUGGGGACAUAGUGAAUGUGGACAUCACCCUCUACCGCAACGGUUACCAUGGAGACCUGAACGAGACCUUCUUCGUGGGAGACGUGGAUGAGGGGGCACGGAGGCUGGUGCAGACCACGUACGAGUGCCUGAUGCAGGCCGUUGACGCAGUGAAGCCCGGCGUCCGAUACAGGGAGCUGGGCACCAUCAUUCAGAAGCACGCACAGGCCAGUGGCUUCUCUGUCGUCCGGAGCUACUGUGGGCACGGCAUCCACAAGCUCUUCCACACGGCGCCCAACGUGCCUCACUACGCCAAAAACAAAGCUGUUGGUGUGAUGAAGGCAGGCCACGUGUUCACCAUCGAGCCCAUGAUCUGUGAAGGUGGGUGGCAGGAUGAGACCUGGCCAGACGGCUGGACGGCAGUGACCAGGGACGGCAAGCGGUCGGCGCAGUUUGAGCACACGCUGCUGGUCACGGACACCGGCUGUGAGGUCUUGACGCGGCGGCCGGACGGCGGGCGGCCCCACUUCAUGGCGCAACUCUGAGCCCGCGCCCUCCUGCAGUCGAGAGCAGGUGUGAGUGCCCAACGGGGACGCCUUGCCUUGCCCCGCGGCUUCCACAAGUGGCCUUGUGUGCACAGCCGAGAGCCGGGCAUGCCCGCCUGCGCCCUGUGCCCGCCCGGCACCCUCUGGCCCCACCUGCUUCCUGCUGCUUCUCCCGCGGCAGCUGGAGCCAUGCGUCUCUGGGACUUGGGCAGUGGCUGCCGCCAGCUUUACCUUCACAGGUCUCAGCCGUGUGCUCUGGGGCCCUCCUGGAGACGCACCUGGGACGGUCAGAGCGCACCGUGGCCACUUAUGGUUGGUUUUGCCAUAAGUGGCCCGUGGCCCUGCCCCUCGCCGACGCCACCCUGCUCCCUUUCCCCGAGAGGCGCCUGCCCCCACAGGUGUCGGUGGGCGAGACGGCACGUCCUCAGCAGAAACGCCACUAGCCUUCCGGGUGCCGCAGGCCAGUGAGACCCCCAAGCCACCCCGGGACGGGGCGGGAGCCUGCAGGGUGCGACCCUGGACCCUCCUGGGUCUUCCCAGCUUGGACGCCCAAGGCAGCAGAGGCUCUGGUGUGAGGCCGCAGGUUCAGCACACCUGCUCCAAGGCACAGGGCACAUCCACACCUUGCUGACCACGGGGAGCUGCUGACGUGCUGCCUGCCGCCCCGGGUCUGUGAGGCACCCAGAGCAGGUAGCAGACCUCGUCCCCAGUGCUAGGCAAGCUCUAGUGCCUCUGACCUUCACUGCUUUAAAGAACUGGGGUGUUUUCUAAUCUAGUGACGCGCUGGGUCUAGCGUAGCGUUUGGGUGCGAGUGGUAUUUUUCCUUGGGCUGUUGUGUCGGGGCUCGAGGGUGUCAGAGGUCUGGCCGGCCGGCCACGGGGCCUCUGCUGCGUUUGUCUGGGCUUUCAGGGUGGUGGCUGAUCUCAUAACCUGAAAUAAACUCUGGUCAGUUGA
This is a messenger RNA of Erinaceus europaeus (western European hedgehog), 2380 nucleotides long. It is a transcript of the gene METAP1, whose product is annotated as methionyl aminopeptidase 1. Gene Ontology annotation, biological process: proteolysis. NCBI's taxonomy places the organism in Eukaryota, Metazoa, Chordata, Mammalia, Eulipotyphla, Erinaceidae. Bases 269 to 1426 code for a protein of 385 amino acids. Gene Ontology annotation, molecular function: metalloaminopeptidase activity. The transcript has 11 exons. The record is from RefSeq and is a predicted model, not a curated record.